CUUGCCUCUGUUUCGCUCUUUAUCUCUAGCUUUUUGUUUUGAUGAGAGAUUAGCCUAGCACAUUCAAUAUAUCAGCAAUGGAUGGGUUCAUGGAUAUAUGUCUGAGGUCUCCAAGAAAGAGGAGUUGUUCGCAAGAAACGGCAGCAACAGGUCUGUGAAGAUGGCACGAUAAUGACGGUAACAUGCAGGCAUAUAAACGCCUGACCCUAUCAGAGGAGAGAUGAGGCACCUAGAUGUUGGUUUACCAUGUGUAGCGUCCACUACAACCACUCCCUUGCUGCCAUGAGCGGAAACGACAUGAUGGCGCACUCUUUGACCCUGGAGCAGAAGACAGCAUUUGCCUUCGUGGGGAUGUUACUGGUGUUCCUGGGACUGCUGAUAGUUCGGUGUUUCAGGAUCCUGCUGGACCCCUACAGCAGCAUGCCUUCUUCCAACUGGGCUGAUGGCAUCGAGGGGCUGGAGAAAGGGACGUUUGAGUACGCCCUUACUUAACACAGGGACACACACAUCCAUAGAUGCAAACAGAAAUGCCUAUAGAUACACACAUGCAUUCACGUGAACACUAACACACUUGCACACAUGCACACACAUGCAAACAGACACAGGCCACAGCCCUGCACAACCCUUGCACCUGACACUGACACAUCAUUAAGACAUCUCUCUGUGACGGACCGAACUAAGACACUGAAGCUGUGUAUGUCGUUCAAUGUCUUUGCACUGUUAGUUCAGAGCCAGUGUAGAACCUCUCUACUGUAUGUGACUAUAUGUCUGUUGUUGUGUGC
Thunnus maccoyii (southern bluefin tuna) is the source of this 782-nucleotide messenger RNA. RefSeq names its product cortexin 2 (gene ctxn2). Lineage: Eukaryota; Metazoa; Chordata; Actinopteri; Scombriformes; Scombridae. The record is from RefSeq and is a predicted model, not a curated record. The coding region runs from base 247 to 492 and encodes 81 amino acids. The transcript is spliced from 2 exons.